Messenger RNA from Vollenhovia emeryi, 765 nucleotides. RefSeq lists its product as uncharacterized. The coding region runs from base 1 to 765 and encodes 254 amino acids. The record is from RefSeq and is a predicted model, not a curated record. The transcript has a single exon. NCBI's taxonomy places the organism in Eukaryota, Metazoa, Arthropoda, Insecta, Hymenoptera, Formicidae.
AUGUUCAAUCCAUUCAUAAAGUUCCAAAGACUCAAAGAUAAAAGAAGAAGAAAAAUAUGGCAGCUAUUCCGCGCUACGGAUUUUGCAUCGUUGAUGUAUCCUUGCUUCACUGUUUGCCGCAUUCUGGGAAUUUUUUCAUACAAGUACAACGCUGCGAACAUCAAGACUUACAAACCAAGCUAUAUUCUAUCAACAUUCGUUAUGUGCGUUUUCUGCACUGCCUAUUCAAUUAAUUUCUAUGAUAUCAAUAUUGCUAACAAUAUUCUAGUCAAAGGCGCAGGAGUACCCAAAACACUUGAACUUAUCUGCUUUCAUAUUCUUGGUGGUUUUGCAGUUAUUACUACAUUUAUUUUUACUGGACCACGAAUGCGUUUACUUCGGAACAUAAUGGAGGUUUCGUUGAAAUUACCCCCGCAAUCGUUUCAGAAUUUAUCUAGAUUAAUUCAUGCUAAGGACAGUUUGUUACUCCUGUUUCUAAUUGUGAUAUUGUGGAGAUUCUAUUGUGUUCUGAACAUUGCCUUCCUGCGCAAAAUUGUGGUUGUAUACAUACUUCUCUUCGUGUACCAAAUGGAUAUGCUGUAUAUGAAUUGUGUUUGUAUAUUGAAAGCUUGUUUCAAGCAAAUCAACGACAAUCUGGUGAAUUUGCGGGAAAUUUUGACAAAUGGUGAGCUAUGCCUUCUGAGCGGCGCCUAUCGUGCGCAGAGAAAUCAUUUCAUACUGCUGGAGAUCACAGCUCUGAAAACUACAGCAUUUGGCAAUCAGUGA